This is a messenger RNA of Myotis lucifugus (little brown bat), 643 nucleotides long. RefSeq names its product family with sequence similarity 229 member B (gene FAM229B). The record is from RefSeq and is a predicted model, not a curated record. The coding region runs from base 294 to 536 and encodes 80 amino acids. The transcript is spliced from 4 exons. Lineage: Eukaryota; Metazoa; Chordata; Mammalia; Chiroptera; Vespertilionidae.
AGUACGCCCGCGUCCCACUGUUACCAUAGCGACGGCAUCUCCGGACUGCAGAUCCUCGCUGCCCUGUCAACAUCCGUUCGCGUUGGCAGCGCCCGAGACCCGGGUAACUGGCGGGUAGUUAGGUAGGAAACGAUGUAAAAGAAUCUUCUGAUGUCAUAAUUUCUGGGUGUCACUGGAACAUUUGAUCAUCAUUCCUUCGGCAAUUCCAGGCUUCUAUGGAAGGUCAGUAGAAGCAGUUGAUUUAUUCACCUCUACAGGAAUCAGACUCAGCCUAUUUUGGUUUUCAGUGAAUUAUGCCUUUUCGGAUUGGGACCCAGCCACGGACGUUUCCAGUGGAAGGAGGAGAUUCUACUAUAGGGCUGGAACCUGGACUGAGCUCCGGUGCUGCCUAUAACGGGAAAGAGAUAUCACCAGCCAGGCAACUCCGAAGAUGCCAUGGAAGUCACUGCCUGACGAUAACUGAUGUUCCCAUCAAUGUCUAUGCAACAAUGCGAAAGCUACCUGCACAAAGCAGCAAGGAAAUGCAUCCUAAAUAACAGCAUUGAGUCUUUUGUGGAGGCUGACUAGGUCCAGGGUCAUGUAGCAGUAGGGUCUUAUGAUCUGGUAAACAAAUAAAAGUUGUGGCACCUUUGGAUGAUGACAA